Nanorana parkeri is the source of this 8214-nucleotide messenger RNA. RefSeq names its product dachsous cadherin-related 1 (gene DCHS1). Bases 1 to 8058 code for a protein of 2685 amino acids. Gene Ontology annotation, cellular component: plasma membrane. The transcript is spliced from 20 exons. NCBI's taxonomy places the organism in Eukaryota, Metazoa, Chordata, Amphibia, Anura, Dicroglossidae. Gene Ontology annotation, biological process: homophilic cell-cell adhesion. Gene Ontology annotation, molecular function: calcium ion binding. The record is from RefSeq and is a predicted model, not a curated record.
AUGGAUCUUACCCCGUCAGAUGCAACGAAUCUGGCUCUUCCCAGCUCUUAUAGCAUGCAAGUCAGUGUCUCGGCAUCGGAUGCAGAUAGUGGCAGUCUUGGAACCGUAUCAUACUCCCUAAGCCCGGAGUCCCCACCUCAGUUUCAGAUCCACUCGGACAGCGGAGAGAUCUGCCUCUCAGACAUUCUGGAUCGAGACGAUGGAGAAAGGUUCUUCCUGCUUCAUGUGACGGCCACAGAUGGGGGUGGUCUGAGUUCCGGAUGUCUUGUGAGGGUUUCCGUAGAAGAUGUGAAUGAUAACCGUCCAAUCUUCUAUCCUCUGGAAUAUGGUGGCAGUGUAGGCGCGCUCAGCCCACCAGGAACUUCCAUACUGAGUGUGACUGCUCGCGAUAAAGAUGAAGGAAUCCAUGGCAUCAUUACCUACCAUAUCAUAUCAGGGAAUAACCACGCACUUCUACGCAUACAACCCGAUACAGGUACUCUUAUUGUGGCUCGUGCUCUGUCUGCACGAGCUGGCUCUGUCCUACAUCUGGAAGUGGGAGCCCAGGAUGGAGGUGGAGUCAGAGCCGAGAUGAAUGCCCGGGUAAAUGUCAGCAUCCUGUCCAGCGCUGCCCACAUGCCUACUUUUCUGCAGCCCCAGUAUGACAUCACUGUGCCUGAGGACACGCCUCCUGGAACCAGCGUGGGUAGUGUGAAAGCCACCAACCCAACAGGUGUCUCGAGUGUGAUACUGUACUCCCUGGCCUUUGGUGACCCUCGUGGCCUUUUCUCUCUGGACCCUCGUUCUGGAAUAUUGUCCACAUAUCGACCACUUGACCGGGAACAGGACGCCGAGCUUACUCUAGAAGUUCAAGCUCGUAGUGGGUCUCCGCCAGCCUAUACCCGCGCCCGGAUCAACCUGAAAAUCACCGACAUCAAUGACAACCCACCAACCUUUGCUUUUUCCUCACAUACCUUGAGACUCCAAGGUUCCCCACCUACUGGCUCUGUUAUAUUUACUGCUAAAGCAACAGACCCCGAUACAGGAGCCAAUGGACAGAUUCAUUAUCAAAUGGUGUCACAGGGACCUUUCAGUAUUGACAAUUCUGGACAGAUCCAAACCACUGGGCCCCUGACACAAGAAAGUUAUGAGCUGCGUGUUAAUGCCCUCGAUGGUGGAUUCCCACAGCUGUCUUCUGAAUUAGAGAUCACUGUCCUUGUUCUGGAACAGGAAUCUGAGCCAGCUUGCGGAGCAUCUGAUUAUCGUGUGGAGGUCCGAGAAGGUAGCCCUCCAAUGAGCCGGCUGGUGCAGGUGCAAGCUUUGCUCCCUGGUGGAGGGGAGAACCCUCUACGUUAUAGGCUGAGACCAGAUGCUGAUGCCGUAGGGUUCAGUGUGCAGCCAGAAACUGGGUGGCUGUAUGUACGAGGGGCCUUAGAUCGUGAAAGUAGGGAAGUUUAUGUCCUGGCAGUCUUGGCAUCUGGGGGUUCUGGCCUUCGAACUGCCACUUGUUCUGUACGUGUUCGAGUUACAGAUGAAAAUGACAAUGCACCUCGCCUUAGCGAAGAGAGGUAUUUCAUGAGUAUUUCUGAGAAUCGGCCCUCAGGGGAAAUUGUGGGAAGGGUCAGUGCUUCCGACAGAGAUGCUGGUCAAAAUGGACGUAUUACUUACAGACUUCCAGCUCAAGAAACUGACUUCAGUAUACACCCACAUACUGGAGAACUUUCUGUAAGAAAGAGUCUUGACCGGGAGCACCAGGCCACCUACCAGCUACUAGUCAUUGCCCAGGAUGGAGGAGCUCCUCCACGCAGUGUCACAGGAACCAUCCAUGUCUCUGUUUUGGAUGAGAAUGACAAUCGUCCUGAGUUUUUGUACCCGAUAUCUGGAAGAGAAACACCUAUACAGAUAAUGGAAGGAAAAAGUUCAGGUAUGUUCGUGGCAUCCGUCUUGGCAAUGGAUUCAGAUGAGGGAGAGAAUGGAACGGUUAUCUACAGCUUGUCAGGUCCAUGGGCAGAGCGGUUCACUCUUCACUCGCACACGGGAGAACUACGUACAGCAACAGUUUUACACCACUCAGAGCGAUCCCACUACACAAUGACUGUCCAGGCUAGAGACUCUGGAUCUCCAGCUAAAAGCUCAGAGGCCACUGUCCGUAUUCAGGUGGUGCCAACUAAUCGAUACCCUACAAAACCCAACCCCAGUGUACUACUCCUUACACCAAUGGAAGGACUACCGCCUGGGUCUCUCCUGGGUGCUGUUUCCCCUAAAACUCCCCACGGUUCUGCAAUUUACACUUUAUUGGAUGACCAACAUGGCAACUUCAUGGUGGACGGUCGUACUGGCAACAUAUUUCUGGUAAAAGAACUGGACUUUGAGUCUCAGCCCCUUCACAGCCUCCGAGUGAGCAUUGAGGAAGCCCAUGAAGUUUCUGCUGUGUAUCUGCCCCCAAGGGUAGUGCAAAUAGAGAUUGAAGUCCAAGACAAAAACGAUCACUCACCAAUGUUUCCAGAGGAUCCACUGACAUUGGUGAUUCCAGAGGAUGCCCAGGUUGGUUCCUCUAUUUUUACCUUCCAAGCUAUAGACCGUGAUGGUCCAGGCCCCAACAGCCAGGUGCGGUAUUCCUUGCUGCGGCAGGAGCCAGAAGCUGCUGAAUCUACUUUUCGACUGGAUGCAGAGACCGGGAUAUUGAGUGUAGCAAAGCCAUUAGAUCGUGAAAAAGUGUCUUCUUACCUACUCAUGGUGGAAGCCACGGAUCGGGCACUGAAUGCCAGUCAGCGUCGGUCAACUUCCGUAACCGCCAGAAUUUUUCUCAGUGACCGCAAUGACCACACUCCACGGUUCAUCACACCAGCUACAAUGUGGUUAUCUGAGGACCUGCCUGUUGGAUCCACAGCUCUUUUCCUGGUGGCACAAGAUCCAGACCUAGGAGAGAAUGGGAGAGUUGGUUAUCAGAUAGCCGGAGGAAAUGAGGAUGGUCGUUUCCAGAUACAUCCAAACACAGGAGCCCUGUCUGUGGUGAGAGCCCUAGAUCGUGAGGAAACUCCCGGAUAUAACCUGACUUUGGUGGCAUCAGACCAUGGCUCGCCUCGUCUGUCCAGCACACAGACGCUUUCCAUCUCCAUCCUCGAUGUAAAUGAUGAAACGCCCACCUUUGAGAAAACACAAUACGAAGGGAACAUAUUAGAAAACCAAUCGGCCGGCAAAAGUGUGCUGAGAUUGCGGGCUGUGGACAGAGAUCUCGGUCUUGGUGGACAGAUCACAUAUGGAGGAGUGACUGGGGACGAAUUCUCUCUUGAUCCAGAAACUGGAGUUCUGACUACCAAGCGGCCAUUUGAUCGAGAGAUGAAGGACGUGUACAAACUAACAGUCUAUGCUAGGGAUGGAGGUUCCCCACCACGGGUGUCAGAGGCCAGGGUGCAUAUCACCAUAGAUGAUCAGAAUGACAAUGCUCCUAAAUUCGAGAACGACAAUGUGUUCUUGGAAGUGCCUGAAAAUCAGGAUCCCGCAACCCUGUGCAUACUCCGUGCCUGGGACCUUGAUGCCGGCAGCAAUGGGCAACUACAGUACCGGCUUAUUGAUGGAGAUCCAUCCAGCGACUUCACUUUAGAUUCUACAUCUGGAGCCCUUUCUACAUCACGAGCUUUGGACCGAGAAUCUGGAGCAGAUUACCGACUGACGGUAAUAGCCAAAGAUGGCGGCAAUCCAGCCCUCACUGCCACCGCUGUUGUCACUGUGACUGUCCUGGAUCUUAAUGACAAUGCCCCCACCUUCUCAGCGGCCUCUUACAACGCGGAGAUCUCAGAAGAUGCCCCCGUGGGCAGUUUAGUUCUGAAGUUGACAGCCGUUGACUCCGACCAUGGCCCUAAUGGUCAAACAACAUUCCAUCUGUCUAAUGGUACUCAGGGAGCCUUCCAUAUCGAUCCACUAACUGGACAGAUCACCACCGCAGUUCAACUUGACCGUGAGCGCCGAGCUACUUACACAUUCAUAGCUUGGGUAAUGGAUUCAGACCCCUCAGGGCCACGUAGCGCAGAGGCAUCUGUGACAGUCAUAGUACGAGAUGUGAAUGACAAUGCCCCGGCAUUUCAGCGUAGCCCGUUCCUUCUUAAUCUGUCCCGUAACACUCCAAUCAAGCGGACAAUGACUGCAUUAAGAGCAGAAGACAAGGACGCAGGUGCCAACGCUUCCAUCCUAUACAGGUUGGCUCCACAGUCAACAAAAGGUGGGUUUUCAGUAGACCCUUACACCGGGGAGGUCCGUCUGCUGGAGCCAUUGGAGGCAAUGAGUCCAAAAGAACGCACAGUCUUUGUACAAGCCUCAGAUCUGGGGGCACCUCCGCUUUCCACCACAGCUGUACUGGUCAUACAUUUACGGGAGGAAGCAGCCAGAGGACCUCGUUUCCCGAGAGAUUCCACCGACAUCAGCUUUUCAGAAAUCAGCCAACUAGGCUCUGUGGUUGGAACGGUGAGAGCUACACACAACGGAGGCUCUUCUGGAAAGAUCACCUACAGCUUCAUUAGUGGGAAUGAACACGGAGCCUUUAACAUCAACCCAAACACAGGCCAGAUUACAGUCCUGCAGCCGGCACUGUUGGACUACGAAUCCAUCCCACGGCACAAGUUGGUGAUUCAGGCAGAGACGGCCCAAUAUUAUGCUUUUACUACUGUCAACGUCCUGCUGCAGGAUGCCAAUGACAACGCUCCACGCUUUCAGCUCCCACAAUACACAGUCCAUAUCUGGGAGGCUCAAGCAGAUGGGAGCCGCAUCAUACAGGUUCUCGCUGAAGAUCCAGACCAAGGCAUGAACGGUCAGAUCAUUUACGCUUUUGAGCCAUCGCAGCCCAUGAGGGAUCUGUUUCGUAUUGAUGCCCAGUCAGGUGUCAUUACAACAGCUGCCAUUUUAGACCGGGAGAUCUGGUCUGAGGCACGGUUGCUGGUGACCGCAACGGAUCGGGGGUCUCCUCCACUGACCGGGUCGGCUACCCUCACUCUGGUGGUAAUGGAUGUAAAUGAUAACAGUCCUACCAUCCCUGUUCAGAUGGAACUGAGUGUUCCUGAAGAUGCUGUGAUUGGCUCUGAGGUAGCUCAAGUGACAGCGAAUGACGUGGACUCGGGGCCCCCGUUAUGGUACGUGCUGUCCGUGGAUGGGAUUCCUGGGGGAGCCUUCAGCAUCUUCCGCUACGGUGGCCAGAUAUGGCUGACAGAACCUCUGGACUAUGAGGAGAGGACGUCUUACACCUUAACUAUUCAAACUUCCGAUGGGAAACACCAGAGCCGAGCGGACCUCCGCCUCCUGCUGCAGGAUGUCAAUGAUAACGCCCCGGAGUUCCGCCAGAGCCUGUAUCAGGUGACCAUCAUGGAACAUGCGAAGGCCUGGACUCCUCUCAUCACCAUCUCGGCCACAGAUCGAGACUCGGGAGAGAACAGCAGAGUCACCUACACAGUGCUGUCAGCAGGAAGUGGAGCUUUCUACAUCCAUCCUGAGAAUGGGACUCUUUUCACAACGCAGCCUAUGGAGCUGGAAACACAGGGGCCGCUAGUGGAUGUCAUAGUUGAAGCUCGAGAUAACGGCUCUCCAAGUCUAGCUUCCAUUGUUACUGUGCAGAUCAUUUUGAUGGAUGUGAAUGACCAUUCUCCAGUCUUCCCACAGCAGCAGUACACUACAUCUGUGCCCGAGGACCUUCCUCUGGGCAGUACGAUUCUCAUCCUUGAGGCCACUGAUGCUGACCAAAGUCUGGAAAAUUCUGGACUGGAUUACACCAUCAUAAGCGGUGACGUGGGCAACGUGUUCCAGGUGCAAAGUGGAAUACGUUUGUGGAAUGGACAUUUUCAGCACAUAGGCUCAAUCAUCCUAACUGAUGCUUUAGACUUUGAGACCACUAACUUCUAUAACUUGACCCUAGGGGCCUCCGACCGAGGCAUCCCACAACGUAGCUAUUCUGUUCCUGUGUUAAUCACCAUACUGGAUGUCAAUGACAACCCUCCUGUGUUUCCACGGCCGGAUUAUAGUGUUCUCCUCAGUGAGGCGGCUCCUGUUGGCUCUGAAGUGCUUCGGGUCUUGGCACAGGACUCAGAUUCUGGUGACAAUGGCAUGGUGCAUUACAGAAUCACAUCCGGUGAUGAGAGCCACCUUUUCCAGAUCAACGAGGCAACUGGAGCAGUAAAGCUAGUCCGCCAACUCGACCGAGAAAGGCAGGCCAUGCACACUCUUGUGAUCUUGGCUUUUGAUGGCCAGAAUGGACUGGCCAACUUUGCUCUUGUUUCCCUAACUGUAGAAGUCCGCGAUAUCAAUGAUAACAAACCUUACUUCCCAGUACAGAUACUGACAACCAGCAUUAGAGAAAACCAACCAGCAAACACUCUGCUCACGAUCAUUCAUGCCAUCGAUCUCGACACAGGAAUAUUUGGCCAGCUGCUGUACACUGUGAUUGAACUACCACCAGCAGAACCCGGAAUGCUGAUUGGAAAAGACGUUUUCUCUGUAAACAGAACUUCAGGGGAACUACUUUCCCGACAGAGUUUUGAUUAUGAACGCAGUAAAGCCUUCAGCAUGAUAAUAAAAGCAAUCGACGCUGGCAACUUUUCUGCUACAGUCACUGUACAAGUCCUAGUGACUGGGGAGGAUGAGUACGACCCUGUAUUUGUAGCGCCCUAUUUCAAUUUUGAGGUGCCAGAAGCAGCUGCCAAAGGUCAAACUAUUGGUCGUGUCCAGGCCACAGAUGAAGAUGAAGGUGCUGAUGGGGUAGUUCUCUACUCAUUUUCUAAACCAUCACCAUACUUUGGAAUCAAUGAGACCACUGGGCAUAUUUAUUUAAAGGUAGAUAGUCAAAGGCAUCGUUCUGGACGUUCUAAGAGAGAGACUAGAGAAAUGACCUUAGAUGUUCAUGCACACAGUCCCUUGCCAUCCUCUAGAGUUGCCAUAGCACAGGUUACAGUAGACAUUACACAUACAUCUUUUGGUCUGGCACCUGACCUGAAUUUGCUCCUCAUUGUGUCAGUGGCUUCCUCAUUGGCAGUGGUUGUGGUGCUGGCUGCAGUAGCCAUAAUACUAGUAGUCUGCAGGUCUCGGGGAAUCCAAAAGAAAGGUCAAGAGGGUGACGCACAAAUGGACAGUUUACAAGGUGGAACUUUGCAAAGGAUGGGACACGAUAAAUCAGCACUUAGCAGCGGGGAUCGAAUUUAUCACCAGACUCUUCCGGGCUACCCCAUGGAUUCUUCCACUGUAGAUGGAUCUUACACGAGAGGAGGGUCUCUGGACCCCUCGCAUUCCAGUGGACGUGGAUCUGCUGAAGCUGCUGAAGAUGAUGAAAUUCGUAUGAUCAAUGAGUAUCCACGUGUGGCAAGCAUUACAUCUUCUAUGCAAGAGCACAUAUCUGCAAGAGGUCCUGAUUCGGGUAUCCAACAGGAUGCUGAUCAACUGUCUGAUAUUUCCUGUGACCCUUCUAUGGACAGCGGACAGUGGUUCAAGAACAAAAAGUCUUCCAGUCAGUAUCGUGAUGAUGGUGGGGGAGGAGGUGCUUUCAUGGGAGUGGGCUGUGGACUUAAUAUGCCGCACCAUAAGGACUACACGUUCCCUGAAGAUGGCAAGCCAUCUGUGGAGGGUUCUCUGACAGCCAUUGUGGCUAGUGAUGAGGAAUUGCGUGGCAGCUACAACUGGGAUUACUUGCUAAACUGGUGUCCUCAAUUUCAGCCGCUGGCCAGCGUUUUCAUGGAGAUUGCUCGACUCAAAGAUGAGUCUGCUCUAAGAAGACCCUUCCAGCCAAAGCCCAAAGCCAUUCCUCAACCUCGCAUUGACCCACCUCCUCUUAUCACAUCUGUGGCUCAUCCAGGUGCAAAGACCGUGCCUCCUAAACCAGCUGUGGCCAGAACCUUCCCUAAUUUCUCCUCCCUCCGCCGUUCUCCCAUUAUUAAUGAAGCUUCUCUAUCUUCAAUCAUACCGCCAAGCUUUUCCCCAUCUCUGUCUCCAUUGGCAGCUCGUUCUCCUGUUGUGUCCCCAUUUGGCAUCUCCCAGGGCCCCUCAGCAUCUGUCCUCAGCACAGAGCACAACCUUGACCCUGCUGGUGAUGGGGAACUAAGAAUUUAACAACACCAGGUGGACAUAGAGGAUGAAGACACGCAUAUGAAAUCGAAUUGGAAUUACCUGUCUGAAAUGGCGAGAAAGUCUCUAAGAGGCAAUAACAUUCAGAACCAUAAAUAUACCCGCUAUUAAGCCAAAAAAGACAAUUUUAAGAGGGUUUUA